AUGGAUGCCACCCCAGAUCGAAUGUCGCAUUGCUCGGAGCUAUCUGAUUCUGCUUUGGGGUCCUCUUUCGAAGCGGCUUACGCCGAGUUGGAUGGCGCAGAGGCUCCCCCAUCUGCGGAUAUGGUGGCAGAACUUGAAAGUGGAUUGCUACCAGUUUGCGGAUUGGAGAGCCAUGAGCGUGGAAUUGUGUUGCUCAGAAAGUCAUUAGCAGCUGGCCGUGAUGAGCAGGACUGGAUGCCUACCCAAAUGAGCAGUCCAAGCCCUCGCUGGGGCGGGCAAGACGAUUGGCAGCAUAUGCGGCCUUGCUUGCUGAAGCAUUUGUUGCCCACAUCGGCGGCUUUGCCGCAUGAUCUUGUCAUCAUUCCUGCUACUUAUUUCAGAGACCCACACUUCCAAACGCCAAACGCCGAAGAAGAUUGUGUUCUGGUUUCUGGAGGUGUGAGCAAUACCUUCCACGAAGGUGCAACAGGUGGUUGCCAUUUUAUGCCUUUGCUUCGAGAGAAAUGCAAGAGGGAAUACGAAGUCAAGGCAUCUUUAUCUAGCAAAUGGAGGGACAUGGCCAUGGCGGUGGAAGGGCGCAUGGGGCACAUAGCUUUCUUAGAAGAGAGGGUCCGGGAUGCGGGCGAUUGCUAUUUCCACAGUGUGUUGCUCGCCUUGCACUUCAAAGGUGUUAUCUUUCAAGUUGAAGAAGUUUCCGGGCCAUUGAUGGAAGAGGUUGUCAGUUGCCCCAUGGGCGCUGAGUGCUCUACUCCGGGUUCCCAGCAGGUGCCAGCUGCCCAGACCGCAGGGGUGUGCUCUACUCCGGGGUCCCAGCAGGUGCCAGCUGCCCAGACCAGCCCGUCGAUGGCCCGCACAACGCCCAGCCAAACACAAUCUGAGCGGCGUCUAGCUUGUGAUCCAAGAGGGCUAUGCUUCGAGGACGCCUUGGCUGAGGAGGAAGUGGGAGACAACAUCCUGAAGGACCCGGUUUUGGAGUUGCUGGUCAAAAUCAAAGAGGCGACCAAUGCUGCAGAGCUCGACAAGCUUUUGUUUCCGGAUCGUAUGUUCAUUGAUGCGAAGAACAAAGAUAGUGUCUACGAUCUGGUCAAAUCCAACUUGAAGUUGGCUUGGGAGGACAAGAGGAACCAUCGGCAAUUGAGUGAAGAGGCGGACUUUGACGUGCGGCUGCGCACCGCGACUCCCAUGGCUGAGGCCAUCCACACAGUGGCUCGGGCCAAAGGGGUUGCUACAGAAGCCUUGCUGAGCUGUGUGGAGUGCAACAUUGGCUUCUUGGAGGCGCCAGGCACAACCAUCACCCACAACAAGCGCAGCAACCAUGACAUCAGCACUGGGAGCCCCGUGAUCAUCGGGUCCGCCUCUUCAUCCAGGAAGAGUGCUUUGAUCAAGAUGACAGAUGAUUGGCUCACAGGCACCCCAGGAGCAAGCCCAGAAUUUGCCGACAAGUCCGUGUUGACGACUGAUUGCACCACCAAAGGUGUCAGAAACUGCUUGCAAGAGUUUGGAAGGUGUGGAGUUAGCACAGAUGAGGCUGCUAACACGUUCGAAACCAAAUUCUCGGACAAGGAAUCUGGCAUUCAUUUUGUGUCUGUGACAAAGCUAAACACAUGGACGCAAUCUGAGUUCGACGGCAGUGCCACUGGUCACAGCAAGACAUCCCUUGACAAGUACCAGUUCUUGCUCAAAGCGGCUGGGCAAACAGAGGUGGCCGAGCAAAUUGCGCAGCCAAAAGUCCAUGGCUUUCAGAAGAGGCUUAAGCAGGCCAGCGAAGAUCUGGUGGCUGCUUGGCACGCGUGGAUGCAUGAGCACUGGGCGGCUGGGCCGCCGCUCAAACUGGCGCUGGAUGGGAGAGCGCUGUCCAUGUACCAGGCUGUGAAGAGCGCAAUUGCCGACUUCAUGGCCGAAACCAAAAUGCCAGUGGUCUACAAAAGCAAGUUGAUGUUUUGGCACAGUGACAUCCUGCGGGACUGCCACAAAGUAUUCCGAGCGACUCAAUUUCUGCAGUCGAUGUCCAAAGCGCAUAGUGCCCCCCCGUUGCAGCGGGAGUCCAUGUCACUGGACGAGUUCACCUGCGCGCUUCACAAAUGGAUUUGCCAGGUGAGAACACACUUCGCCAGCUACAGGUUUGCUGCAGCCAAGCAAGAAGAGGCGUCUGUGUCCUCCGGGCAUGCCAGUGCUGGGCAUGCCGCAGUCUUGUUGGCAGUGGAGUCUUCGCUCCCGGAACCUACACAGGAGGAUUUGUUCAUGAAGAAUUUGAUGGCUCGUGCUCCUCACAACACAUGGUUUACUUCUGCAGAUGUCCGCUGCUGGUUGAAAAACAAGCGAGGACAAAGCUACAAGGGCAACUUGAGUGAGAAGAUCGAGAAAGCAAUUGGACACUUGGUCGACCAUGGCCUCCUGGAUUUGUAUGAGCCUGAGACCCCACCAGCCGAAGGCAAUACUGCUUCAUUCACCGAGCGAGCUGCUAAACGGCAUGGGUCAUCAUCAACGACCGGCAAGGCAGGCAACGUGGCAAAAAAACGCGGCCUGAGUGAGAUUCAGAAUGAUGAAAAGGCUGACCAGGAGAAGCAAAGGCUGCGGCUGAGCGCAAACGACUUUUCUGCAUGA
This is a messenger RNA of Durusdinium trenchii, 2604 nucleotides long. The record is from the annotation of a GenBank genome assembly. NCBI's taxonomy places the organism in Eukaryota, Dinophyceae, Suessiales, Symbiodiniaceae.